Molecule: messenger RNA, 7548 nt
Organism: Zootoca vivipara (common lizard)
Lineage: Eukaryota; Metazoa; Chordata; Lepidosauria; Squamata; Lacertidae
Gene: RUSC2
Product: RUN and SH3 domain containing 2
Cellular component (GO): cytoplasmic vesicle
Molecular function (GO): protein binding
Source: RefSeq, a predicted model, not a curated record
GUGAUUGUGACCCAAGCUGUGUCUGUGCCAGGCCCCUCCUUGGAGCUCUUAUUUGCACGGACACUGGGCCUUUUCAUUCAGCAGCCCAGGCUUUGCUCCCUGGGGGGGGGGGAGCAGCUCUCUCCACCUUCCCAGCAGAAAAGAGGAAAGCUGGCUGCAGAACCUUGCAUAGCAGCCGCCAGGAUCUGGCCCCUGGCUCGAUGGCCUUCCCUUGGUUGUAUCUGGUCUGCUCCUCUGAACCAAGCAGAACACGCCCCCCUCACUCACCCCCCAAGGUGCUUCUGUGGGAGCAGUGGCAAAGGUCAGGCAGGUGGCAGCUGGAGGCUCUUGUGGGGCAAGGACUGAGGGCUCCCUCAGGAGGGCAGGAGUGAUGUGUGGCAUCUGGAAAGCAUGUGCUGCCUUCUGUCACUUAUACCAUAAAGGAUAUUCUUAGUGUGUCUCGAGGAGAGGCGCCCUGGUCAAGUUUUCCUCUUUCCAUUCAGACCCAGACUCUCCAUCCUUUGCAUUUGCUGGUUUGCUCUUCCUCUGGCGAGGUGGCAUCUCCAAGGCCCUUGAAGGUUUCAUAAACAACAUGCCACGUUAGGAGAAUUGGUGCCUGAUACGACUUCUCUUGCCUGCUUGAUAUCAACUGUCUGGUAGGCUGGCAGAUUGAAAAACCAGGUGCUCCUUGGAUGCUUGGAUGAGAUGCGCUUCUGCAGUCCCUCCUCACCGGAAUCCUUCCAUGGGUAGCCUGGGGACCGCGGGGGUCCUGGAGAGUGAGGGUGAUGGAUAGCCCCCCCAAGCUGGCCGGCGAGACGCUGAUUGUCCACCACAUUCCCCUGGUGCACUGCCAGGUCCCCGACCGGCCGUGCUGCGGCACCACCAGCAAACGGGCCAACCCCUUUGGGCAGGCCGACUCGGGGGCCCUGCGAACCGGCUCCCUCCCAGAGCGGGACCUCUCACAGGCCGACUCCCUGCUCUACAGCACCUUGCUCCAGGCUCCAGAAGCAACCCUGGCCCCAGGGGAGACGCCCGAAGAGAAGGAGGCCCAGCGCAGGGACCUGCCUGCCCCCGGUGCCAACAAGCGACAGAACCCCUUCCUGCUGGGUGGCAGCGAGACCCAGGACCUCUGCGAGGAUGAGCUGGGCAAGGCCUCCUUCCACCUCCACGAGCUGGCCCUGCCACCCUUCCGCCUGCAUGAGCUGGCCCUGCCACCCUUCCGCCUGCACGACACCAGCCCCGUCGUGAAACCCUGGAGCGGCAGCCCCCGUGCGGACGUGGUGGAGGGGCAGGAGGAGGAGGAGGAGCUCUCCCGCGAAGAUGCCCGCAAGAGGAGCCGCCUGGCGCCUGAGCUGAUGGAGCUGGAUGAGUACGGCUGCCACCGCGCCGAACCCUCCAGCUUCUCCUUCGAGCAGGAGUGGGCCAGCGACGGUGAGGAGCUGGCGCACAGCCGGGACGCUCCCCGCAGCCGGACGUGCAGCUGCUCCAGCGCAGAGCUGCAGCGCUGCUGCUGCUACAGCCUCUCCAGCCAGUCAGAGGCCCCAGACCAGCCAAUGGGAUACGUCAGCGACUCCUCCUGCAACAGCUCCGACGGCGUCCUGGUCAAUUUCAGCGCCCUCUACAACAAGAUGAACGGGCACACGCACCCCAACCUCAACUCGGGGGCCCACUCCUGCGACGACUCCUCCUCCGGAAGCCACUCGGACUCGGGGGCCUUCUACCUGGACUUGCACUCCUCACCCAGCGAGCCAAAGGCCCCCGGUGAGCCGCACCAGGCCUGCGGGUGCCACCACGCCUCCUCCCCGGUCUUGGACGCCAACUGCAACUCCUACCCCGCCCUGUGUGAGCCCUGCGCCUCGGAGGCCUCCGACCUCACGGCCUGCUUCCAGAGCCAGGCCCGGCUGGUGGUGGCCACCCAAAACUACUACAAGCUGGUGACCUGCGACCUGUCCUCCCAGUCCUCGCCCAGCCCGGCCGGCUCGUCCAUCACCAGCUGCUCGGAGGAGCACCCGCGGGGCAGCCCCCUGCAGCCCACCGAGUACUACCUGUUCCAGAGGCCCGAUGCGGCUGACAGUGACACGGACUGCUCGCGGGCGGAGUCGCAGGGGGAGGCCGAGAAGGGCGCCAUCGAGGGGCAGGUGUACAUCAAUGUCUCGCCGCCCACCCUGGCCGGCCCACGGAGGCAGCGGUCCCGCAGCUAUGACCGCAGCCUGGACCGCAGCCCCACCGGGCGCUUGGGCUCCCUGGAGCGCAUGAUGAGCUGCCCGGUCAAGCUGAGCGACGGCCCUGCGCUGCCCUCCCAGGGCUCCCCGCCCAAGCGAGUCACGUCCUUUGCGGAGCUGGCCAAGGGCCGCAAGAAGACGGGCUCCUCUCCCCCGCUGCGCACCAGCAGGGACUCUUCCCUGGAGUUCUCCCCGAUCCCCGAGUACCAGAGGGACGGCCAGGCGGGGCACAGCCAGAGCCUCCCAUCCCACGCCCUCAACCGCAGCUGCGAAGGCUACUGUGGCGCCGAGAGGGGGCUGAGCACCCCCAGGAAGGGCAUGGGCUCCAGGGAGAUGCCUUCCUGCGGGCAGGAGGGGCCUGGGCAGCCCUUCUUCUCCGCUUUGAUGGAGCCGGGGUCUGCCAGCGGCCUUGGCCAGAAAGACAUUCGUGCCCGAGCUGAUGGCGGCGCAGCGGACAGCAAGUCGGUGGUGCGCUACAGCAAGGCCCAGCGCCCGACCACCCUGCCCAUCCAGCCCUUUGUGUUCCAGCACCACUUUGCCAAGCAGCCCAAGGCAGCGCGGGCCUUGCACAGCCACUUUGCCGCCAGCCUCUCCCAGCUCUACAGCCGCUCGGCCGCCAGCCAGACUCUCUCCUCCGCCUCCCAGUCCUCGGCCUCCGCCACCUCGGCUGAGAUGGUGGUCCAGGCCACGGCCCCGGGGCACGGCCAGCGCUCGGCGGACGGGGCGGCCUCCCGGGGGGACGGCUGUGCCAGGAAGCCCGUGCCAGAGACCACCCGCCCGUCCCCGCUGGGCAGCUACUCCCCCGUACGAAGCAACGUGCCUUUUUUCCAGAGUGCGGACUCCUCCUCUUCCUCCUCCUCCUCCUGCUCGCCGGGCAACGAGAACCAUCCGCCCCGGAGCAGGUCUUGCCCAGUCUCCGCCAACCUCCUGCCCACCGGGACUUCCCCUCCCUCAGGAAGCCAGGCUGCCAAGCUCAGCAGCAACGCCAACGGCGGCGCCCUGCUGGCCAAGAAGGAGAGCCCCCCACCCGCGCCCACAAAGGGUCCCGUGCUGCUGCCGGAAGUGGAUGCCCCUGCACCCGAGUGCCAGCUCCACCGCAGCACCGCCCUGCCUCCCCUGAUGCCCCCCGGGCUGAUCCUGGCCAGGCCAGGGGACCAUGGGGAGCCCCAGUGGCCCCUCGCCUGCAGCGAGGCUCUGGGCGCAGGAUCGCUGGGACCUCGGCCUCUCAAUGCCAACCACCUCUCUCCGCAAGCCCUCAAGUGGCGGGAGUACCGGCGGAAGAACCCCCUGGGCCUGGAGCGCAUUUCGGGGCUGGCCGGCAGCCUGGACUGGAAGCAGCCGGAGGGCAGGCUGCCCUGGAAGAACCCCAUCUUCGAGCUCCCCUUGAGCACGGGCCGCGCCAGCUGCAGACUCAACGGACAUUCCCUGAAGCAGCCGCAGCUCAACUACUCCGACUUCUUCCCGGACUAUUUCUCCUUGGCGGAAAAGCCCCCGGCCGAAUUCUGCCUCUCUCCGGACGGCAACACAGAGUCCAUCUCCAUUGAUCUGCUGCAGAAGAAGGGUCUCGUCAAGGCAAUCAACAUGGCUGUGGACUUGAUUGUGGCGCAUUUUGGGACCAGCAGGGAUCCUGGGGUCAAGGCCAAACUGGGGAACAGCUCCGUCAGCCCCAAUGUGGGGCACCUCAUCCUGAAGUACCUGUGCCCGGCCAUCCGGGACGUGCUGAGCGAUGGGCUCAAGGGCUACGUGCUGGACGUCAUCAUCGGCCAGAGGAGGAACAUCCCCUGGAGCGUGGUGGAGGCCUCCACCCAGCUGGGCCCCUCCACCAAGGUCCUGCACGGCCUCUGCAGCAAAGUCAGCCAAUACCCGGAGCUCACCAGCCACUCCAUGCGCUUCAACGCCUUCAUCCUUGGCCUCCUCAACAUCCGGUCCCUGGAGUUCUGGUUUAACCACCUCUACAACCACGAAGACAUUGUCCAAGUGCACUACCAGCCGGUGGGCUUCCUCUCGCUGUCGCACAGCGUGUGCCAGGGCCUCUUUGAAGAGCUGCUCCUCCUCCUCCAGCCCCUGUCGCUGCUCCCCUUCAGCCUGGACCUCCUCUUUGAGCACCACCUCCUGCAGAUGGGCAAGGAGCAGCAGCAGCAGAAGGAGAUGCUCCGCGUCCAGCAGGGCCUGGUCCUCUCGGCCCACUCCACCCUCCAGCUAAUGAGGAGCCGGGGGCCAGGAGCAGUCAUGGGGGCCGGAGCCACCGGCAGCAGCAGCAGCAGCCUGGAGAGGAGCGUCGGCAGCUGGGGCGUGACGGAGCAGGACCGCGGCCGGGAGAGCCAUGGGGGACCCCCGGCAAAGGCAGCAGAAGAAAGAGUCAAAGGCGUGGGGGCCCCAUCGGUGCGCCCAGAGAGGGAAGCAGAGUCUGGGCGCUGGAAGGAGCCCCCGGAGCCCAAGAAAGACAAGCAGGCCAGCUGGUGGUACCAGCUAAUGCAGAGCUCCCAGGUCUACAUCGAAGGGUCGGCGGAAGGGGCUCGCUUUGCCCGCUAUGAGCGCAGGAAGAAGGGUGGGGCGGGGGUGACACCCCGGCCGGUCGAGCCCAAGAAGGGGCCUCCUCUGCGAGAGGGGGUGGUGGAAGGGGCCGAGGCCUGCCCCAUCGCAGAGGUGCCCCUCCCAGACAGAGCCCCGGCGGACGUGGCGGCGGCAGGGACUGAGCCUCGGUGGAAGGCGGAGACCCCCUCCGCCCGGGAGGCAGCGAAGGAGAAGACCCUCCGGCCGUUCUGGAUGGGCAGCCCCCCGGACUCGGUGCUGACUGAGCUGAAGCAGUCCAGUGAGAAGGAGGCGGUGCCAGCCCCAAAGCAGGGGGGUCCCCAGGAGGACCAUGGCACCCCCAAGUGGGGGCACCUCUUUGGUUCCCGAAAGGCGCCCAAGGAGCCCAAGCAGGCCAACAGGCUGCCCUCUGGCUGGCUGAGCCUGGACCGCUCCGUGCUGCAGCUGAUGGCACAGACAGUGGGGGCCACGGUGUGGAGAGAGGCUUCCUCGGAGCCUGAGCGGCUGGCGCUAGACCCUCCGCCCGCACAUCCCAAGCAGCCACUGCCGGACAGGAGAGGCUCCCCUGAGACACCCUGCAGCAGCGAGGUCAAGGCCCUCUGCCACCACAUUGCCACGGAGGCUGGGCAGCUGAGCUUCAAGAAGGGCGACGUCCUGCGUGUGGUGGGCAAGGUGGACGCUGACUGGCUGCGCUGCCGGCGAGGAGCAGAGAGCGGCCUGGUGCCCAUCAUGUACGUCACCCACAUGGAGGACGAGGACUACUGAUGGGGGCCGGGGGCGGCCGGGGAAGCCCAGAGAAGCACAGACCCACGGAGCCCGGCUGUGCCCCCCCCCCCCAGCAAGACAGUGUCGGGUGCAGAGGCGCCUCCUCCUCCUCCUGAUCCCGUCUCCUGAUCUCCUCGCUGUGACGGAAACUCAGAAAUCACCGCUGCUCUCCGCCUUUGCCCCCCCCUCCUGCUUGGGGGCUGCCCCAUCUCUCUUGCCAGGGGUCUCCUGUUGCCAAGUGUCAUUGCUGUGCAUGCUCCUCUCUUCUCUCACCCCCUUCCUCCCCCACCAAGGAACUCUCGUCCUGCCAUUCGCCUGCUUCGACUCCAGGGCUCGUCUGGCGUAGACCUUCGGCCCCCAGGACUGCCGCUUAAGUGUUGCAGGGGGUGGGCUGGAUGGCCCUUGGGGUCCCCUUCCUAGAUAGGGCAGCGCAGCCUGUGCCCAACCGACCCCCAGCAUGCAUUGCUGUGUCUCCAUCUUCGGGGGGGGGGGCUCUCCUGCAAGCUGCUCCCGGUGGCCGCAGGUGGAAUUGCAGGCGACCCUGCCCUAGACCCCCCCCCCUCCCCUCUCUAGAACUGUGUGCUAACAUAUAUUAACACCCCAUUGCGUCUAGUGGCCCCCGCCACACCGCAGGGGCAGCCGGUGGGAACCAACCUGUGCCCCGGGGAGGGGGCAUCUAGCUUCAGAGGGAGGGUGGGAGGGAGGGGGAGGGGGUUCCCCCCCCCAAGGGAAAGUAUUCCUGUCUGUGUGUCUGUGUAGUGGUUUGGUAGGGGUCCACGGCCGUUCUGUGUUAGAAGUAGGCUCGACGGUGGGCAAUGCCCACAAAGGGGGAUCAAGGUUGGGGGGCAGAGGGCAGCCCUUCCAGCCACAAGGGCCUGCCCCCCCCACAGGGUCCAGGGUCCUGACCCAGCAGCAGAAGGCCACUGCUGGGGUCCCCAGAGGACAUCAAGGUGAAAGUCCAAGACAGUUGGUGAAACUCUCUGCCUGCGUCUGUAACAGGGGGGGGCGGGAGAAGGGUUUUCUCUGGGGUUAGGAACUCCCCGCCAUUCUCCCUAUCCGUUGGGGGACGGGGCGGGAUGGGGGUCCUGGUCUCCCGUGUGUCAUUCCCCCCCCCCCCCGCCCACGUAGCCGGAGGGCAGUGUUAUUGCCAAGACCAGCUAGUUGGUCAGUCAGUAUUGAGGGGCUGGGCUGGGGGGGGGGGUCCCCCGCCUUGCCCUCCCUCCAAGGGGUGGCUGCUGUUGCAAAGUCAGAGGCUCCUGCGGAAAAGGCGCCAUGUUUAAUUUGUACUUCCGGCGUUAGAACAGGGUGUCUCGCCUUUAUUUAUUUCUUUAUUUAUGACGCAUAUUAAUAAAAAAAGGUGCUGAUUAAAGAGCUCCUCUCCGCUGCAGAGAUGGUUGAGUCCACACCCCCACUUCCUGCCCAGGGACCUCAGGAUUAGGACCCCCAGCCCCCCCUCCCCACCCCGAUGGAUGCUGAAGCCAGGAGUGGAGGAAAUCUGUGGGGUGGCUCCUCCACCUUGCAUAGCCUGCAGGGAAGUUCUGGAUUUUGCCGGCCUUGACGCAACUCCUUGAGGUGGUAGAAUAAAAGAUUAAUUGGAGAUCUAUUGGAGGAUAGAGAAAAAGAAGGUUGAAGAAAAAGGCAGGAACAAAGUGGGCUGGGGUGGUGGGUGCAGCUGCCCUUUGCCCAGCACCCAAGUGAUGCCCUUGGCAUAGAAUCGUAGAGUUGGAGGGAAUAUCAAAGGUCCUCUAGCCCAACCCCCUGCAAGGCAGGAAUCUCAACUCAAGCAUCCAUGAUGACGCAACCUCUGCUUAAAAACCUCCAAGGAAGGAGAGUCCCCCACCUUCCGAAAGAGACUCUUCCACUGUCAAACAGAAAGUAAGAGGGGGAAAGGAAGUCUUCCUCCCUUUUGGGGGGCAAAACCAACGCUUCUUGCCCCCGUCCCGAAUUGUGGAAGAAGCAACUCUUGACAAGUGCUUAAAAAGCAGACUUCUAUAAUAGUAACAACAACAACAACAACAACAAAUAAAUAAAUAAAUUUUUAUUUAUACCC